Gambusia affinis (western mosquitofish) is the source of this 1045-nucleotide messenger RNA. It is a transcript of the gene nudt21, whose product is annotated as nudix hydrolase 21. Bases 101 to 760 code for a protein of 219 amino acids. Gene Ontology annotation, cellular component: mRNA cleavage factor complex. The transcript has 8 exons. Lineage: Eukaryota; Metazoa; Chordata; Actinopteri; Cyprinodontiformes; Poeciliidae. Gene Ontology annotation, molecular function: mRNA binding. The record is from RefSeq and is a predicted model, not a curated record.
GCAGUGGAGCGCUCGGUGUGUUUUUUCUCUUUUGUUAGUCAGUAGAUUAAUCAGGUUUCCUGCCUUUUAUCUGCAGGAGUUUUCAUACUAGUAGGAAAGGAUGUCGGUCGUGCAGCCCAGUCGCUCGUCCACCGGGUGGCCGCGCCGCGGCGGAGAGCAGUUCGGGGGCAAAUACAUCAGCGGGCCCGCUAAACCGCUCACCCUGGAGCGGACCAUCAACCUAUAUCCUCUUUUGCCUAGAAAAGACAGCUCUGUGGCCGCCAGGUUCCAGAGAAUGCGUGAAGAGUUUGAUAAGAUGGGCAUGCGCCGGACAGUAGAGGGAGUCCUCAUCGUUCACGAGCACAGGCUGCCUCACGUUCUCCUGCUGCAGCUGGGCACAACGUUUUUCAAGCUGCCUGGUGGAGAGCUGAAUCCUGGAGAAGACGAGGUGGAGGGUCUGAAACGCCUGAUGACUGAGAUCCUCGGGCGGCAAGACGGGGUGAAGCAGGACUGGGUGAUAGAUGAUUGCAUCGGUAACUGGUGGCGCCCCAACUUUGAACCUCCGCAGUACCCGUACAUUCCAGCUCACAUCACUAAACCUAAGGAGCAUAAAAAGCUCUUUUUGGUUCAGCUGCAGGAGAAAGCAUUAUUUGCCGUUCCCAAAAAUUAUAAGCUGGUGGCUGCUCCGUUGUUUGAACUGUACGACAACGCUCCUGGAUAUGGACCGAUCAUUUCCAGUCUACCGCAGCUACUGAGCAGGUUCAACUUUAUCUACAACUAACCUGACCGACAGUGUGGCUGUCUCUGUGAGUGCAGCCAGAAGCAUUGUGCUGAAAGGACGUCGUCUCUCGUUUAUCUUUUACAAAACCAACACCUGUUAUGUCUGGUAAAUAGAAAGUCUACGGGGUUGUUGUUGGAGAAAAUGACACGGUCCGAGUUGUUUUUGUUUUAUUUUUUAAACUUGUGAAGCUGCAGCCUUUUGUAGUAUGCAGGUCUUUAUUCCAGAAUCUGGUUUUAUGUUUGCCUAAAGGUUGACAAUGUUUGAUUAAAAAAAAUUACAACAUUG